AUGUUCAUACGACAUCAUCAUACAAUAUUCGAGAGAUUGGGAGACAAACCCCAUAGAUCAAAUUAUAGAGAAUCAAUAAGAAAACUAGAAGUGUAUAAUAGUUCAAGAAUAAGAUUUCAGCCCACAAUACAAGAUUUCAUAGCCGAACUAGAAUUGUCUAGAAAAUCCACUCAGUACAGUGUAAAACUAAGACUACCAACUAAAUAUCACAAGGAAAUCUUCUUUGAGCCAUUGAUUUAUGGAAUCUUAAGUUCAUUGAGGUAUUCAGACAAUAGUUUAAGUACCCAAAAUAAGACAACAAUGAUCCGAGAAAUACAGCAGAAAUUGGGGAUUGAAGAUCCAAAUAUGGAAGAUUAUUCUGAAACUUAUAAAGAAUUGAAUAUCGAACAUAAAGAGUUAUUUAACAUAUCGAUGAGUUGUAUAAAUCAUAUACGACCAAACCAUAGCAUAGUUCAAUGGAUAAAAUCAAUAACCGCAGCAUCAGUCACAGAGGCAUGUAACUCAUUGGCUUAUUUGACCAAUAUUCCCGGGGUCAUAAUUGGUGAUAUAUUGCUCAGAACUCCUAGAUCUCGAGAUGAACUUGAUCUCCAAGUAGAAUUAUGGAACCAAUUCUCAGAUUCUGUCAUCAACGAAAGUCAUAAGGCCAGUAAAAUAAGAAUUAUCUUCGAAAACUUGUUGGACAACUGUGGCAGAUAUAGGUUGUACAAUUUAUUAGAAUUCGUUAAGACAUCUUUUGACUUAUUGAACAGGGGAAAAUUGGGAUAUGAGGUUAUGGUAUCUAAAAAGUCUAUUGAUUUCUUCGACAUUGACAAGAAUGAUGAAUAUUUGAAUACGUUGAUCUGGAAAUUAGCAUUCUCCCAAUUAGAACCAAAGAUGGUCACUUUUAAUUCAACUACCAAUAUAAUAUCCACUCAGAGGUUUUUGGUCAGUAAGUUGAACUUGAAAAGUGAACGUCCGAACAUAUCAUUUCAAGGAAGGUUAGGUAUAAUAUUAGCAUUAUCAGUGAAUCAUAAAACUCAAGCAAGACAAAUGCUCAAACAUAUUGAAUAUACUAAUGAGUUUGAAGAGCUCAGAAAUGGGAACAGUGAACUCAAAAAUCAAUACAAUUUCGUCAAGCUUAUGACUUGUGAUGAUUAUGAUGAAUUACUUGACUCAUUUCAUAAAUGCCAUGAAACUUCACUUCUUUGGUUGGGGUUUAUCAAAAAAUUACAAGAGUUUGAACUUUUAACAUCCGAUAGAUCUAUCAAGAUCCUCAAGAUGUUAAGUGAGAAAUCUCUCGUCACCCAAACUAUUUUGGACCAUUUAUUUGUGCACCUCAGAUCAUACAAAGAUUUCAAGUCAGCUUGGGAUAUCAUGAAAACCAACGGGAUGUUAAAUCAUUACAUGCAAUUUUUGAAAUUAGAGUAUAUGAUGAUCUUAUACUCCAAAUUCUACCACCAUGAUGCUGAAAUUCUGACUCUCCUUCUCCCUGGAAUUAAAGAACCGAAGAAUAGUAUCGCCAUUGCUAGGAUGAUCUAUAAGAUUUCAAAAACCAAGAAUAUGUACUAUAUCGGAAAAAUGUUGAGAGGUGAGAGUAGACUCAAUCCCAGUAAAAUGUAUGAAUUAUACCAGAAGGAAGUCAUCAAUAAGAAUUUUCAGCCCAAUGAAGAUUGUCUAAUAGCAUUGAUUAAAUCAUCCAUGAGUUUGAAUAAAACUGGUGAACCUCAUUUAUGGUCAAAGAAUCUUUAUGCCCCACAAAUCGCAAUUCAUGAAGUGAAAAACCAUGUUUCCAUCAAUAAACUCCAUGAAAACCCUGUAGCAUUUACUGACAGUGCUUGGAUUUCAUACAUUGAGAUGUUGAAACAGUUUGAAUAUAUUUCCGAGCUUGCGGACAUUAUCAAGCAUUGGCAAAAUAUCAAAUUUGUUCCUCAACUGAAAACACUUAUCUCAUUAUUAUCAUCAUUACCUAUUGAAUAUUCUCAUAGAUAUAUCAAUCAUGCUGAAAAGGUUAGAGCCGAUUCUAAAACCGACAAUGUCAAUCAACGAUCAAUUAUAAAUUGGCCAUGGCCCUCAAUUAACGAAUUAAAAUAA
This is a messenger RNA of Yamadazyma jaroonii, 2070 nucleotides long. Lineage: Eukaryota; Fungi; Ascomycota; Pichiomycetes; Serinales; Debaryomycetaceae. The record is from the annotation of a GenBank genome assembly.